CAGUCCCACGUCAUUCGAGCGAGAGAGGAACGCGUGCGCUACGAAAGGCAAAGAAGGACGGAGGCGAGAGAGAGACCAGGACGAUGAGGAAGGAAGAACGGUCGCGCCGCUGCGCUGCGGGACGUUAAGUACGUCUCGUAAAAAUUCCAUCCCGCAGCGGCGUCAUUUUGCCGUGCUCGCUACGUUAGACACGAAAGGCGGAGUUCGGACUGGCUCAGCCCCUGGGUCCGCCAAAGGGGCACGUCUCUGCAACGGAGGUGGUACUUGGUACCGUGGCAGCGGCUUCGAAAUGUUCAGCCGAGUUCGAGCGAGUCCACCACCUUCUACGCGUGCGCUGAGCCGGUUGUGUGGAAAGCGCCUGCCCAACGCCGGCGCCGCGCCGGGGGAUCCCCAUCUACCGUACCAUUUCGCGUCACCGGCUUCGACUGGCCUGAGAGAGAGAGAGGAGGCAACCCGGCUGUGCCUCCUUAGCUCCGAAACUCGUUAGAAACGCCGACACGUAUUGACGUUUCGCGCGCGUAUCUCGCUCGCAGCGGGAUCAAACACGCUCGGCAUCAGGACGCGUCGCGCUGGUGCGCUGUUGUUCAGUGAGAAUAGCAAACGAGAGAAGAGGCCUGAGACCCGUCGAGCUUCUACUCCCAGGAAGAACAGGUUGUCCUGGAAAUUCGACGAGGACCGAGAUGCUUCGAAGAAGCUCGAGCACGCUAUGAAGUUCCGCUAUAAUAUUCUGGUGUUUUGUUUAGAAGCUUCAACGGUGACAGUGUGUUAGAAUGAAGAGGAAAGACUCGGGUCGAUAUCCGACUGAUCUUAAGGGAAAUGAUUCGGCGGGAGGUAUGAGACGGAUCCUCGGAUGCUGAUGAUGAAACUCGUGUGUAGGGUUCAGCGCGAUGACGGAGAAUACGAGUGCAACAUUGACGGAUCGUCGAUAGCAAGUGUCGAAGAUCUGGACAUGUUGGAGCAGUGAGUAAGGACUCGAUACGACUGUGCGACAACCUCGUGAACAGUUUUCGAAGGUAGAAAAGGUGCGCGUUGAAAUAAGAUGCAUGGUGUUUGAGAAGUUAAACCUGCCGCGACCUCGACUGACUGCUCCAAGUCAGACAGGCGAGGGUCUCGCGAGCGAUUUCGCUUCUUUCUAAGCUAGCUCUUCGCUCCGGCAUGUGUACCACGGAGAUGACGGAAUCGUACACGAUGUCGCCGUCGACGACGGUAUCUUCCAGCGCCGCGACGCCCGGUUGCAUGAGCAGCUCGCCGGCGCACCGACGGACGUCGUGCAGAAGCUCGCCAGGUCGAGGUGACGUCCAAGACGACGAGGACGAGAUCUCCGUGGGCUGUCCCAGCCCGCUACCACUGGUGGUCGUGACCCCGAACACGGAAGACGAGUUGGCUUCCUCCAGGGAGGAUUACGCCGACCGUUUGAGUCCCAGAAGAACCUACGCGCGAGAUUCGAUGACGGAGGAGGAGGAAAGAGAUUACUCGCGCAACGGGGAAUACAGGAUGUCGAACGGACGAACCGGUAGCAGGACUCGCGAGAGCGGUGAUUCGGUUACGACGCUCAGAGACGACGAGGAAGAUGACGAAGAGGAGGAGGAGGUAGACAGCAGGACCGGUAGCAACGGCGCGACAGCUGCCGGCACCACCGACGAUUAUUUCAAGCCGUUGAAACGUCUGAAGAUGGUGCAGGUGCAGCACUCGGAUGAGGAGGACGAGAGAGAACGGGAGUCCAACGAUCGCGGGGUCAAGUCCUUCAGUAUCCUGGACAUCUUAUCGCAUCGGCCAAAGGCGAAGAUCGUCCGUCCCUGGGACACGGUGGAUUCCGGCCUCAGCCAUCAGCACCGUCAUCAUCUCCAGCAACAUCACCAACACCAUCUGCACCACCACCAUCAUCAUCACAGUAGUCAUCAUCCGGGUCACGCGGCCGGACCCCGGGACCUCUCGCUGAUGGGUAUGUCACUCGCGUCCAUGUCCGGCUCCAUUAGCGAGCCGCCUCUCAGCAGCUCCUCGUCGUCCGGAAGGAGCUCCGUGUCGGAUUCCGGCAGCCCGGACCCGCUCGCCCAUCAUCACCAUCAUCACGCCGCGCUUCAUCACGCGGCCAUUCAUCCCGGUCUGCAUCACCCGGCGCUCCAGCAGCCGCAGCAGCAGCAGCAGCAGCAGCAUCAGCAGUUCAAGAGGAAAGCGUCGCAGCAACACGGCUCGCACGCCGGACAAAACGGCAAGAGGACCACAGGACAGGGCAGUCCCUUGGACGCGCUCUUCCAGAUGACUAGCAAGACCUUCGACGCGGGCGAGCACAGUCAGGAACAAGCUAAUCACUUGAACCUGUUCAACAAUCGCCAGCAACCGAAAAAGAAGCGCAAGAGUCGGACCGCGUUCACGAAUCAGCAGAUUUUCGAGCUGGAGAAGAGAUUUCUGUAUCAGAAGUACUUGAGUCCGGCCGACAGGGACGAGAUUGCCGCUCAGCUGGGUCUCAGCAAUGCCCAAGUGAUCACGUGGUUUCAAAACAGAAGAGCGAAGCUCAAGAGGGACAUGGAGGAGCUUAAAAAGGACGUGCAGACUGUGAAUCCACUUUUGGUCGCUCAACAUCACAAGACUUUCCUAGAGAAUGUGCAAGAUCUGGGAAUUCUAAAGAAACGACCAUUGCCAAAUUCCAUGGAUGAAAAAUCGUAGAGAUCGAACAGUGUAAUCGCUCUUUUUCGAUCUUCUCUGUGCAAUCGGAACUCGAUACGUCAAUUGACAACGGACAAUUAUAAUAGUGUCUCGAUCGAAAGGAAAGAUCGAACAGUGAUUCAAUGUCGUGUUGCGACGUAACUAUUCUGAAAGGCAAAUACGAAAAUUCUUUUUUUCAUGCAUCAAUUUUGUAUAGUUUUUUUAUGUGCGAUUCAAUCCGUUGACGUAAUUUAGUCCUUCCUUUAGAAAAAAAAGAACGCGAGUAAUAAUCUUACAGUAAUGAGCAUCUUCUCAAAUUUAC
Nylanderia fulva is the source of this 2965-nucleotide messenger RNA. RefSeq lists its product as uncharacterized. Lineage: Eukaryota; Metazoa; Arthropoda; Insecta; Hymenoptera; Formicidae. The record is from RefSeq and is a predicted model, not a curated record. Gene Ontology annotation, biological process: regulation of transcription by RNA polymerase II. Gene Ontology annotation, cellular component: nucleus. Gene Ontology annotation, molecular function: sequence-specific double-stranded DNA binding; DNA-binding transcription factor activity, RNA polymerase II-specific.